This is a messenger RNA of Anopheles gambiae (African malaria mosquito), 8196 nucleotides long. RefSeq names its product myotubularin-related protein 8 (gene Mtmr6). The coding region runs from base 4703 to 6970 and encodes 755 amino acids. The record is from RefSeq and is a predicted model, not a curated record. Gene Ontology annotation, molecular function: phosphatase activity; metal ion binding. Lineage: Eukaryota; Metazoa; Arthropoda; Insecta; Diptera; Culicidae. Gene Ontology annotation, biological process: dephosphorylation. The transcript is spliced from 9 exons.
UGCGGGGGAGCAUUCGUUUAUCAACUGUUGAUGUUGUUUUAGCAUAACAUAUUGCAGCGCUGCCGUGCAUUGUGCAACGGGGGAGGUAGCAUGUGUAUGGCUUUUGCGGGCUCAUUAUCAGCACAUCCUGCGGAAAUGCGAAAUGCGGCGGGAUGAAAUAAAAAUAGCCUAUCGAUCGAUACCACCCAGCAGCUUUUGCUGACGUGCUAAUUGGCAGCAGAGGCGGAACACAACGCACGAAUGCGAUGCCAUCCACAAUAUCUGGCCUGGUCUGGUCGUCGCCGUCGUCUUGUACGUACUGUACAGCUGGUAAAAACCUGUUUGUACGAUAAAGCUACACCUUGCCAGCUGCCUUGGGGGGUAGAACUGGAGCCUCGGGAUUCCAGUUUGUGGGGCAGUUGUUUUCUCCACCGUUGGUGCAUUUGCAGUAACAACUGCCCCGACUCUCGUGGCUGUUUACCUUUUGCUUAAUCAAUCACAUUUCAUUUGAUUAGCCUAACAUAUGGCAUUGUGAUAAGAGUGCCGUUUUAUUUGACGAGCGCGUUAGGUAUCGUUCCGUUUUUCCUUCGUCGAGCGCUAAUAGGACAACUGUUGCUUGGGGUUGAAACGGUGAAAAUAAACCAUAUUGCAAAUAUCCUUUCUUGUCGUAGAAGCGUCGGAUGCGCAUGACCUUUCGUUAAAUAGCAUUUCUUUGUAGGUGAUUGGUUGCGUUCGCUGUUGUAGACGCUGUCUGACGAUUAUGAGCCAAAACGCUGUUUAACAUUAUGGCCGUGACGGAACGCAUCGAAUACAAUCAAUGCUAUUUAUGCUUUUGCAGUCGAAAUGCAAAUAUGCAAUGUGGAGUGCAAGGUUGUAGGCGAAUGUAACGAAUGCGGAUACGGUUGUCCGGCAAGAUGAGAAUGCAUUUUAUAAACGAAUCUCUAAAUCAGCUUGUACAGAUAAGAGUGGAAGUGAUCUAUUUGAUUCUCACCGGAAAAAGAUAGAUUACGUAAAUCAUACUAAUGAUAGUAGAAGCCGUUUUCAACUUCCUGAUCGAAAUGAUAACGACUUAGAUUAAAAUCUUAAGCUGAAUAGCAUUAGCUGAUUAUGAGCUUCAUUAUAAACUCUGGAUGGUUUGAUUAUAUUGAAUUUGAAUAUGAUGUACUCUUUUAUUGUUAAAAAAAAAUAAUAAUUACUCAUUGGAAAAGUGAUUUUAUGUAUGAAUUGUAGUGGAAAGCUUAUGAAUAUUAGUGGUUUAAAACAUAUUUUAAUAUGGUGGAUGGUUUCAAACAUAUUAAGGGUACAUGAUACAGGGUUUUCCAGGUGUUCUUAUAGUUGUCGGAUACUUUCUUGACUCUUUCCUAUUGGAAGUGAACUUCAUAUGUUGAAAAUUUAACUAUGGCACGCUUUUUGGACAGGCUUCUUGAAAAUUCUUAUUAGAUUUGUCUAACAAUGGUGCUAUAGAGUCCAAUUCUCAUUACAUUAAGUUCAUUUCACGUAUGAAAGAGACAAUGAAGUGUCGCUCAGCUAUGAGAACUCCUGGAAACCCUGUAAUUUCCACUAAUAAAUCCUCACAAAAAAUGACUUUUUUCGAGAAAAGAGACGGUGGAGAUUGCGAGAAUCCUGUUCGUUGACUGUUUUUGUAUUUUUGUAUGAUUUUCAUUAAAGUUGUUCAUUAAACAUUAUUUCCACCAUAUCUAUUUGCAUAAAUUGAACAAUAUUUGGUGAAUAUAUUUUCAACUAAUUUAAGAAUUUUUUUUAAUCAAUAGCAAUGCUUUGACGAAAACAAGAGCAAACAUGUUAGUAUGUAAUAUGAUUGAUUUUAUUAUUAAAACUUUAACUUGAUGUAUGGUAGUUUAGCUGUUGGAUAAUAAAAUGAUAAACACUCCAGCCUUUGUAUCAUUUUGAUGUAGUUAUUAAGUUCCCGUAGCCAGGAGCUCGGUUAAACUGGAUGUAAACAUGUCUAGGUAACCCUGAAUAAAGGCCAGCGUGACUUUCAUUGUAGGUCGUUCAAAAAAAAGAGCUGAUGCAAAAUGAAUGAGAGCAUUUAUUUUAUUAUUCAUCGCGCAAGUUGUUUUUCCAACAAAAACAUGAAGCUGUUUGUGAUGUGUUCUAUGAUAGGAAUUGAGUGAAAUUAAUUUAAUAAUUCCACAUAUUCUAAAACAUUAUUUUAUCUUGAAUUACUCAUCAAUACGGGGAUUAUACAAUAUUUGUGCGUAUGAUGUGAACAUGUUUAUUAAGUCAACCAGAUCCUAAACAUUUGUGAAUAAUGUUAUUUCUAUGAAUGUGUAAUUUUUUUGGCUUUUAAAUUAGAUUGUUGUAAUUGAGCUAAAUUGUACCAAUUUUAUCAUAUUUUGUGAUACUAUGUAACAUAUUCUUUGACACUAUUUAUUCUCAAAUGACUCUUUAUCAAAGCUGUCAUUCAAGCAUUCGUGCAUCAUACUAAUUCACCAUUGCAAAAGAUUAAUGCUACACUCGCUAACAUCGGUCACUAAUGAUAGCAAUAUUUAUGUUUCACGACUACCUCAAGCCGCAGUUCCUGAGGCACAUUAAAGUAAAUCCAAUUACAUAAGCCACCCCCCAGGCACCGGCAACAACCACGUACCGCAAACAUUGCAGAUAGAAGAAGUCGACAAUUUUUCAACACCAGUCCACAGUUAACUCCUACUAGUUGUCAGACUGCAAUUGCAUUCGGAGCGCCGCAUUACGUGGCAAAACGUGCAGCGUUGCAGUUGCACGAGAGAUUCUAUAGCUAGGUGUGUUUGUAUGUGUGUGUGCGUGUGUACUAUACGCGGAGAGAAAAUAUGUCCGACCUUGACCUUCUGAAAAUUGAACGAAAUUUGUAGCACACACACAUCAUCUUGCCCAUUGUACACCAGCAGCAGUAGGAAGUAGCAUUGGAAAGAGUUGCAUUUCUACUGCAUGUACAUAUAUGGCGACUUUUCGUUUUUUUAAAGAUAAAAAAUGGAUGCGGGCGGGCGACUACUGUGGCUAGAACUAGAUUGCAUUUCACCAUGUCCAGUGGGGCUAUAAAUCCUCUGACCCACAUCGGGAUCGGGGCCGGGCCAGCAGAAUCGAACGAAGAAAAAUCGAAUCACUGAUGAUUUGGAUCAUAUUCAGUAAACGUUCCUGGGAGUGUGGCACUAGCACGACUUCGGCACGUGACUGCACGUGGUCUCUCGCUCUCGCGGCCCGUUUGUCUCUGGCGCGCGCUUUCCAAGCGCUAUGGGAAAAGCAUGCGCCCUUUCUAGGAAUACAAAGCACCACAAGGAGAAGAGUUCAAACAACUUCCAGCGUCUAAAAUAUGUAUGGAGUGUACUGGGAAAUGUAAUGCCGUCCUAUAAUCAAGAUAAAAAUGCAAUUGCAUUGCAAAAUGCUGGGUGGUUGUAGGAAGGAUUUGCAAUUAUAUAUAAACGUGUAAGUUAAAUUAGUUGUAUAGUUGUAUGGUUUAAAGAUUUUAGGAAUAAAAAUAGUUACUAGUACACUAAUUUUUUUAUUGUUUAAAAUAUGAAAUUUAUAUUCUAAAACCAUAUUUUUGUACAAUAAAACCCUUUAAACGUUUGCUUGUAAACACAAAAGCAAAACGUGUGAGUAGAAUAGAACGACGAACCUGUGCGCGAAAGCGACUUCGGUACAUCCUGCAGGAGCAGCACCACCCAGCACAAGCAUAACCUUAUGCGUUCGGGAAUCAGAAGAGAGCGAGAGAGUCGAAUGGAAUUGCACAGACACUGGAAGGUUUGAUGGCGCGUGAGCGCGAGAGAAUCUGCCCCCGAGCAUUGCGAGGAAGAUUCCGUUUUUUUUUUUUGCCCAACACGACAGCAGAGACAAUUCAGAGGUCCUGCGGCUUUUCCUCGUUGCGAAGGCUUUCAGUUCGAGUUUUUCGUCGUGUGUGGUUGACGCGGUUACGCGCUAUGGCUUCGGGCCAUGUUACGCUACAGCACGCUGGGUGAGAGUGUCAGUGAAAGAAGGCAAUGCAAACGUUCCAUCAGACCAGACACGUAUAUCUAAUACACGGGCGUGAUACAAUUGUGGCUUCAUGUGCCGCUGUUAAGUGAAAACAAAUCCUCCUCCAUCGGAUUAACGUUUUCUGUGGAAGGAAUGCAAUAAGCAGUAAGAAGCUCCUUUAUUUCUCUCCAACCACGGUGCUAUUUCGCUGCUUUGUGUAGGUUAAACCCGCAAGUUCAUUCAUGAGUACGCAAUAGAGCACUUGGACGGUUCGCUCCAGGACUCAGGCGCACAUCAACUUUGCAUCGUUUGUCCUAGGACUGAGUGGCAUCGAUGGAUUGCGUCAAUGUUGCGGUGGCAUAGUGUUUACAUACAGAAAUAUCGAUUUUCUUGAAUGGAUCGAGCGCGCUAGCGAGCACCGUUCCUGUAAGAUAAUGAAUUCUAUCAUCGCAAAAAGGCAGCGCACCGCAGCACAUUAGACCAACACACCCACCGUGGUGACACUGUUAGUGUGAAAAGAUAAACUGUAGCUCUUAAAAAGCUUCGCUGGGAAGAUAACAGUUAAUCGGAAUACAGGAAGCUGCAGGAAAUCAGAGAGUCAUGGUGGUUGGUGGCAACGUUACGGUAAACCGAAACUAACAAGCAAACUUUGUGGCUUGGCAAGUGAACAAAUAAACAAAGUGAAAAGCGAACCUCCUGCGGGAAAGUGAUAACCACCAUCAGCUCCAGCGCCAAUCGGUCGAUAGGCCGAGUUCGGCUGAGGGAAGACGGUCUCGCCAUGACGGACGCCGAACCGCUGUCACCGUCGGCCUCCACCUUCAAGCAGAACUUUGAUCUGGUAACGCCCGAGUUCGAGGAGGAUCCGAAGCUGCUGUGGGGCAGCGUGCCCGUGCCUCCGUUCGUGUCGGACAAGGUGGUAACGUGGGUGGAGGAAAACUUUCCCCAUCAGCCACCGCCGGCGGUGGAGUUUCGCGGCCAGAACGUUCUGAAGAAGAUUGAAAAUGUCCGUAUGAUUGACAGAUACAACAGCAAAAAUCCAACCGUCGGUGUGCUGUACCUUACGGCCACGCAUCUUAUAUUCGUUGACCCGGAUGCCAACAAAGAGACAUGGGUCCUUUACAUGCACAUCGCGAACGUGGAAAAGUUGCCCCUGAGCACCACCGGCUCGCCGCUGCUGAUACGCUGCAAGACGUUCCUCUCCAUCACGUUCGUCAUACCGAAGGAGCGCGAAUGUCACGACGUGUACACCACGCUCACCAAGCUGUACCAGCCGGUGAACAUCAAAAAUCUGUACUGCUUCCAGUACACGACCGCGGCGAAGGAGCUGCCGAAGGCGGCCGGCUGGGACUACUUCAAACUGGAGCACGAGUUCAAGCGGAUGCGCGUCCCGAACGACCAGUGGAGUGUCUGUGCGCUCAAUCAAAACUACGAGCUGUGCGACACGUACCCGCAGCAGCUCUACGUGCCGGCCGAAGCCAACACGCAAAUCCUGCUCGGCAGCUCGCGGUUCCGGUCAAAGGGCCGGCUACCUGCGCUCACCUAUUUGCACUCCAACAAGGCGUCCAUCUGCCGCUGCAGCCAGCCACUGUCCGGCUUCAGUGCGCGCUGUCUGGAGGAUGAGCAGAUGCUGGAAACGGUGCGCAAGACGAACCCCAACUGCAACUUUAUGUACGUCGUUGACACGCGGCCAAGGAUUAACGCCAUGGCAAACCGGGCCGCUGGCAAGGGCUACGAGAACGAGGCGAACUAUGAAAAUAUCAAGUUCCAGUUUCUCGGCAUCGAAAACAUUCACACGAUGCGUGCCAGCUUGCAGAAGGUGAUUGAGUGCUGCGAACAAAAGUCGCCCACGAUGAGUGGAUUCUUAAGUGCGCUGGAAUCUUCGGGCUGGCUAAAACACAUUCGAUCGAUACUGGAUACAUCCUGCUUCAUUGCCAACGCAGUCGAUAAAGGAAUUUCCGUUGUUGUGCACUGCUCGGAUGGUUGGGACCGUACGGCUCAAGUAUGCUCGCUUGCUGCACUGAUGCUGGAUCCAUACUACAGAACUAUCAAAGGAUUUCAGGCUCUGAUCGAAAAGGAUUGGCUUGCGUUCGGCCACAAGUUCAGCGAUCGCUGUGGCCACAUUCAGAACGACCCGAAGGAGGUCUCGCCCGUGUUUACUCAGCUGCUCGAGUGCACCUGGCAGCUGAUGCAGCAGCGCAACGACGCGUUCGAGUUCAAUGAGCGCUUUCUGCUGAUCCUGCACGAUCACGUCAUGUCCUGCCAGUACGGCACGUUCGUGGGCAACUGCGAGAAGGACCGGCUGGAUCUGCGGCUGGCGGAGAAAACCUUCUCCCUGUGGGGCUACAUGUCGAACCAUCUGAACGAGUACAUUAACCCGCUGUACCGGCCGGAGAUGGAUGAAACGAUAAAGCCGAACCUGGCACCGCAGAACAUCAAGUUCUGGCGCGGCAUGUAUAGCCGUUUCGAGAGCGGCAUUCACCCGAGGGAACCGCUGGAGGAUUUGCUGAUCGCAAGCAAGGACCACUGCACCUCGCUGGAGGAUCACGUGCAGCAUCUGACCAAGCGCAUCAACAGCUUCAAGAACAUGCUGUCAAAGUCGGCCAAACGGUUGCAGGGUGGCAGUGCGGCCCUGCAGUCGCGCUACAACGCGGACACCCGCGGCCCGAUCGAGGUGAACGAUAAUCGGUACAAUUACGAUCGGAAGCUGAGCGAGCUGUCGGCGGCCGAUGACGAUCAUCCGUUGAAGACGAGCGAUUUUUCGUUCUCCAAUCUAUCGAUUUCAGAGUAUAACAAUGAGGUGGAGAAGGUGAACGAUGAUAUUAAUUCGGUUGCCGUUGAAUGGAAGUCGCUACGGUCAGUGGUAAACUGUCCGACCUGCUCCAUACCAUUCGAUCAAAUAACUAAAAAGAAUCACUGUUGGAAGUGUGGCGAAGUGUUCUGCAGCCGAUGCAUCGAUAAAACGUUGGCCCUUCCGGGGCACGACAGUGGCAAUCCGGUGCCCGUCUGUAGACAGUGUUUUCGUGUCGUUCAGCAAGUAAGCCCAUAAAAGGAUUGACGUGCCGUUACCGUGCAUUCACUAAAACAAACACAUUCCUCGAUUGAAUCGGCAUAGUUUGUAAGUAAAAUAUCUAUACCAUACUUCCUUUCAAUACUAUCGGCGCUGUCUUCGUGAUGUACAAAGCUAUAAAACAAAAACAAAAACUAUCUAAUGAUUGCGAGAGGCUACCAGGGCACGGGAAAACCCGAACAGUAGGGGUAUAUUUCUGAUUCUGGAAAAAAGAAAAAAAGAGAAAAAAACAUGCAAGGGAAAAAGUAAAUAGUGCAAACGUUCAGUUGCAAGAGAGACCAAAGCACAGCAACGCGAAGACGCGUAGACACUUGCAGGCCAGGGCAAGGUACGAACUGGAACUGAGGACUGGGAAAUCCUUGCAAAAUGGCUGUCAAUCUUAGUUGUUAAUCUACUAUUAGUUUUAAGGGUAAUGCAGUGCAGUAAAGUGAAACAUAAAACAAAACAAACAAAAAUAGGAAAGUGCAUAUAUACGCUCACCGGUAACAGAUGAUGUGACAAAACAAUGUUAGAACUACAAUAUUUAUAAGCAUACUGUGUACAAUUAUUUCGUUAGGAACCAUUUGCCGAGUUGAACAUUGAUAUUUAUCUUACUCAAACGUAUGCGAGCUUUUGCUUGGCUUGGAUGACACCUCUUCGGUAUUUAAGGUGCUGAAAGAGAGCUUUAUCGAAGGCUGUAAUGGGGGCAGUGCGGAAGAUCCCAGAUUGUUAGCUACCUAUACGCACACGGUGUAGUCUGAACAGUGCAACAUUGCAAGAGAAUGAAGUAUCGAACCAUUUGCCCAUCGCUCCUGCUGGACACGUGUUUUAGUUUUCGUUGCGCAAAAACAAAACAAAAUGUGUUAUGAAAAUGGUGAACCGUUAUAAAGCUUUUCUUAGCUUCCGUUUCGUGGAUGUACAGAAAAUGGCAUCCCGUAUUGACAGUAUUGUUGCAUGCAUCGCGGUAAACUAUAAAGAAAUGGGCUAAUAAUAGAAGCCUAGCAUAAUGCUUGUCUCAUAAAUUGCUUCUUCUUCUGUUUUUGGCAAACACCCAGCAACGAAACGACUUUGCAGACUAUCUGCAGGCCAUGACGCCUAUCUAUUGCUGUAAACUGUACGUGUAACCUGAGAAAAAGAAACUGAUACAAAACAAAGAAAAAAAACCUGUUGCUCUCAAAAUAAACUAUACAAUAUUUAAUAGUGAAUAUAAAUUAAAUCAAAGACAA